CUGCUGCUGUCGUCGCCGCCGCCGCCUGCACCACUGUGCCUGUUGCUGCAAGCCGCCGCGGAACCCACGGCGCUGCAGCCGGGAGGAGAAGCGGCGCGAGACUGCAGAGCGGUCCCCACCCCAGCUGCUGGUGGCGGGAAGAACGCAGCCAGCAGGGGAUGAUGGAUACCCCUCCCGCCCCGGCCAUCUCCGGGCUUGCCCCAGGCACCUGCGCUCCCCGGCCUGGCCCGGGGCUCUGAGCGCACAGUUUCAGGGGAAAUCCAACACCAUCUUCUGACCUCUGAGGACACUGCAUGCAAGGAUGCACUUACAUACACGCAGGAUUCUGCCCUCAGAAGCGUAUAAAAUAGAUUGCUCACUCUAAAAUAGGAAAACAGUGGCAAGCUUUUGCUGAAUCUCCGGACCUUUCCCAAGAUGGAAGCAAUCACAUUCACGGCAAGGAAACAUCCAUUCCCUAACGAUGUCUCUGUGGACUUUGGCCUGCAGCUGGUGGGCUCCUUACCUGUGCAUUCUCUCACCACUAUGCCCAUGCUGCCAUGGGUGGUGGCUGAGGUUCGAAGACUCAGUGGACAGUGCUCCAAAAAGGAGACUGUGAUCAAGCCAGUCCGGCUUUGGGUCUCACCUUCUGGACUGAGAUGUGAACGUGACCCAGGGAGAAGUCAACAAUGGGACCCACUGAUCUGUUCCAGCAUCUUUGAGUGCAAGCCUCAGCGGGUUCAUAAACUGAUUCACAACAGCCACGACCCAAGUUACUUCGCUUGUCUCAUUAAGGAAGAUGCUGCGCACAAGCAGAGUCUCUGCUACGUGUUUAAAGCGGAUGAUCAAACAAAAGUGCCUGAGAUCAUCAGCUCCAUCCGGCAGGCGGGGAAGAUCGCCCGCCAGGAGGAGCUGCGCUGCCCCUCAGAGUUCGACGACACGUUCGCCAAGAAGUUCGAGGUGCUGUUCUGCGGCCGUGUCACAGUGGCCCACAAGAAGGCUCCGCCCGCGCUCAUCGAUGAGUGCAUCGAGAAGUUCAACCACGUGAGCUGCAGCCGUAGGGCAGACUGUGAUGCACCGGGGCGGCCCAUGCGCAAGUCCUUCUCACAGCCCGGCCUGCGCUCGCUGGCCUUCAGGAAGGAGUUCCAGGACGCCGGCCUGCGGAGCAGCACCUUUAGCUCCUUCGAGGAGAGCGACAUCGAGAACCACCUCAUCGGGGGACACAACGUGCAGCCCACGGACAUGGAGGAGAACCGCACCAUGCUCUUCACGAUUGGCCAGUCUGAAGUUUACCUCAUCAGUCCUGAUACCAAAAAAAUUGCAUUGGAGAAAAAUUUUAAGGAGAUAUCCUUUUGCUCUCAGGGCAUUAGGCACGUGGACCACUUUGGGUUUAUCUGCCGGGAGUCCUCAGGUGGAGGUGGCUUCCAUUUUGUCUGUUACGUGUUCCAGUGUGCAAACGAAGCUCUGGUUGAUGAGAUCAUGAUGACUCUGAAGCAGGCUUUCACAGUAGCUGCAGUGCAUCAGACGGCUAAGGCACCAGCCCAGCUAUGUGAAGGCUGCCCCUUGCAGGGCCUGCACAAGCUCUGUGAGAGGAUAGAGGGAAUGAAUUCUUCAAAAACCAAGUUAGAACUCCAGAAGCACCUGACAACACUGACCAAUCAGGAGCAGGCAACUAUUUUUGAGGAAGUUCAGAAAUUGAGACCAAGAAAUGAGCAGCGAGAGAAUGAAUUAAUUAUUUCUUUUCUGAGAUGUUUAUAUGAAGAGAAACAAAAAGAACACACCCACAUUGGGGAGGUGAAGCAGGCAUCUCAGAUGGCAGCAGAGAAUAUUGGGAAUGAACUACCACCCAGUGCUACUCGGUUUAGGUUAGAUAUGCUGAAAAACAAAGCAAAAAGAUCUUUAACAGAAUCGUUAGAAAGCAUUUUGUCCCGGGGUAAUAAAGCCAGAGGCCUGCAGGAACAUUCUGCCAGCAUGGACCUGGACAGCUCCAUGUCUAGUACUCUAAGUAACACCAGCAAAGAGCUGUCCGUGGGUGACAAGGAGGUCGUGUCCAUCUCUGAGAGCUCCUUCAAGCUCCCUGGCUCUUUGGAUGACCUGUCCAGUGACUCGGAGGGCCACCUUUCAGAAGAGUCUGCACUACUGUCUCCCCAGCAAGCAUUCAGAAGGAGAGCGAAUACCCUGAGCCAUUUCCCUGUGGAGUGUCCAGUGCCUCCAGAACCCACUGAGAGCUCUCCGGGGAUCUCUCAGAGAAAACUUAUGAGGUAUCACUCCGUGAGCACAGAGACACCUCAUGAACGAAAUGUGGACCAUCUUCCUGGAGGUGAGGCUAAGUGCUGCUCAGGUCAGCCUUCAGCUCCUCCUCUACCUCGUCUUAAUCCCUCUGCCUCCUCACCAAACUUCUUUAAGUACCUAAAACACAAUUCUGGUGGAGAACAAAGUGGGAAUGCUGUGCCGAAAAGUGUCUCCUACUGUAACGCCUUGCGGAAAAAACUUCAUUCUUCUUCCUCUGUGCCAAAUUUUCUAAAAUUUCUGGCUCCUGUAGAUGAAAAUAACACCUCUGACUUUAUGAACACAAAAAGGGACUUUGAUUCCAAAGCAAACCACCUGGGUGACACAGAUGGGACCCCUGUGAAGACCCGGCGGCAUUCAUGGAGACAGCAGAUAUUCCUUCGAGUGGCCACCCCACAGAAGGCAUGCGAUUCUCCGAGCAGAUACGAAGAUUAUUCAGAGCUUGGAGAACUUCCGCCACGAUCUCCCUUAGAACCAGUAUGUGAAGAUGGACUAUUUGGCCCAGUACCAGAAGAAAAGAAAAGGACAUCACGCGAGCUUCGAGAGCUAUGGAGAAAGGCAAUUCUGCAACAAAUUCUGCUGCUCAGGAUGGAGAAGGAAAAUCAGAAGCUACAAGCCUCUGAGAAUGAUUUGCUGAACAAGCGCCUGAAGCUUGAUUAUGAAGAAAUCACUCCUUGUCUUAAAGAAGUAACUGCAGUGUGGGAAAAGAUGCUAAGCACUCCAGGAAGAUCCAAAAUUAAAUUUGACAUGGAAAAAAUGCACUCAGCAGUUGGGCAAGGUGUGCCACGUCAUCACCGGGGUGAGAUCUGGAAAUUUCUAGCUGAGCAGUUCCACCUUAAACAUCCAUUUCCCAAUAAACAGCAGCCAAAGGAUGUGCCCUACAAAGAACUCCUGAAGCAGCUGACCUCCCACCAACAUGCCAUUCUCAUCGAUCUCGGGCGAACUUUUCCAACACAUCCCUACUUCUCUGCCCAGCUUGGGGCAGGACAGCUGUCGCUUUACAACAUUCUGAAGGCCUACUCCCUUCUGGACCAAGAAGUGGGAUACUGCCAAGGUCUCAGCUUUGUGGCAGGCAUUUUGCUUCUUCAUAUGAGUGAGGAAGAGGCGUUUAAGAUGCUCAAGUUCUUGAUGUUUGAUAUGGGACUGCGGAAACAGUAUCGGCCAGACAUGAUUAUUUUACAGAUAUGAUCUUUCUUCAGGGAUUAGAGGUCAUAUUUAAAGUGGCUUUAAGUCUGUUGGGAAGCCAUAAGCCCUUGAUUCUGCAACAUGAAAACCUGGAAACCAUAGUGGACUUCAUAAAGAACACACUACCCAACCUGGGCUUGGUCCAGAUGGAGAAGACCAUCAGUCAGGUGUUUGAGAUGGAUAUCGCCAAACAGUUACAAGCCUAUGAGGUUGAGUACCAUGUACUUCAAGAAGAACUUAUUGAUUCCUCUCCACUCAGUGACAACCAAAGAAUAGAUAAAUUAGAGAAAACCAACAGCAGCCUACGCAAACAGAACCUUGACCUCCUCGAACAAUUACAGGUGGCAAACGCUAGGAUCCAAAGCCUCGAAGCCACGGUAGAGAAACUUCUGAGCAGUGAGAGCAAGCUGAAGCAGGCAGUGCUGGCUCUGGAGCUGGAGCGCUCCGCCCUGCUGCAGAUGGUGGACAAGCUGCAGAGGCAAGCUGCCCAGCCCAGUGAUCUGGAGCCAGACUGCGCCCAGCCUGAGCCUACAAGUGACUGACAACUCCCAGCAGAGACUGCACACUGCUAAUGCUGUCCAGGCCUUAAUCGAGAGAGACAGAAACUGGAGGCAGAGAACAGAGACCGUCUCAGGGAGGAAACUGGCUUGCCAGCCUGCAGAUUCUUUGGCACUCAGACUUGCAGUUGGGAGGGCAAAAGUCCCAGAGUUUUUGUUGUUUUAGGAUUUGAUUCAUCCUUUCUCCAGUCGUGAUUACUAUACUCAGUAGCUUUAAACGGCAUGGACACGAAUAAACGCACCUUUAUGUUCCUUCUUUGCUUCCUUUUUUAGAGACACCUUGUUUUUAAAGAGCAUUUGUGAUACUGGGAUUUCAGAAGCAAGAAGGGCUUGAGAUAAUUCCUCAGGCAAAAGUGUGACUUAUCCGUCCUCUCCGACCUCACAGAGUUCCUGUGACCACACCCUCAGUGUCACCAUGAAGUGCAGUUGGCCCUUGUCUGUUCUUGUUACAGAAACCUGAGGUGACCAUGAGGAAGGACUGAAAGGGAUUUAUUUAAAUUGGAUAUCUUGAUUAUUACUGACUAAAUAGUCACUCUCAUUGGUACUGAAGAAAACUUUCUCAAAAACUAUUACAGUGUUUUAUGGUUUUUCUCGUCCUUUAAAGUCAUGGUAGAUAAAUGUUUCAUAACGAAAUCAGUUUUAAGACUCCACCGGUGAUUACUAAUGUGUGACCUGCAGUUGUGGGGUCUGAGGUAUUUAUUUGUUUGUGAUAGUUUCAUAUCCACACUAUGGAGCCAUGUAUUUAUUUUCGCCUAUUGUAUAAUGUUCUAAGGCCAUGUCUUCCUUUGAGUCUCUACCCCUUGGAAAUCUGAUUCCUUAUAGAAGGAGCAGAACACAUCAAGAUUUUCAGGAAUUCCUAAGAUUCUGAAACCUUGCAAAAGAGACCAGGCUGAAAUUGCAAUCAGAUUUAUGGCAGCUGACAAUUUUUCAGAGGUAGGAUGUAUGUGCUUUGAAACACAGUGACUUGUCUCUUGGGCUGGUGAGGACCCUGUGCCUUCAGGCAGAGCGCUGCUCACAGUCACCCUGCUUCCAGCUGGUUCUGCGUAGUGCAUCACCCAUGUGUGCUUAAAAGAAGCUAUUUUUUUGUGGUUGGUUGUUUGUUCAAAAAAUAAUAAAAAAGGCCUAGAGAGCUACCAUCACAGUGGCCUUCUGUGCAGUGGGCUCAGUUCUGGCCUUUGACUUCUAAUAGUAAUCCCUCCCGUUCCAAGGGUGUCUCUUUCUACUCUCUUGGGUAGGACAGGAUCUUCUAAACCGUGGGUGAAAGGAGGGACCACCAUUUUGGAAUCUCCCAAUCAUUUCAAAGGGAGACCAAAUGGUUGGGUGGUCUUGAGACUCCCUCUUGGUUUUGGGUCAGAAGAGAGCUCUUUUCUCCACAUACCAACAUGAACGAUCCCAGUCACCUCUCUUCCAAGCAGUUCCACCAGAGAUAGCUUAAAGGGGUUGGUAGUAGAGGGCUUUUUUCUACAUUGUAUUUUACUAUUUGAAUGUUUUAAAAUGUUGAAUUUUGGACAUAUUAUUACUGUUCAAAAACAUUGACUAUGGUAAGAAACAAGAAAGCAAUAAAAUGGAUAAUCUGCACCUGUC
Messenger RNA from Nannospalax galili (Upper Galilee mountains blind mole rat), 5591 nucleotides. RefSeq names its product TBC1 domain family member 1 (gene Tbc1d1). NCBI's taxonomy places the organism in Eukaryota, Metazoa, Chordata, Mammalia, Rodentia, Spalacidae. The record is from RefSeq and is a predicted model, not a curated record.